Ruditapes philippinarum (Manila clam) is the source of this 2219-nucleotide messenger RNA. RefSeq lists its product as uncharacterized. The record is from RefSeq and is a predicted model, not a curated record. NCBI's taxonomy places the organism in Eukaryota, Metazoa, Mollusca, Bivalvia, Venerida, Veneridae. Gene Ontology annotation, molecular function: zinc ion binding. The coding region runs from base 34 to 1491 and encodes 485 amino acids. The transcript is spliced from 2 exons.
GUUACAUAGUUCUACAUGUAAAAUAGUUUAAUCAUGAGUGAAAAAAACGCAAAUAUAGUGCAUGAAUUUGAUAAUUUUAUGAAGAAUUUUUGUAUGAUAGCGUUUGGAUUAGUAUUGAUAGUUUUAGCAAUUGUUAUAUUGUUAACUUUUUUUAUUUUAUGGAUUGACUUCACGGGAUGGCUUUUUCAAGUCAUAACAAGAUUGGUAAAAUCAGCACGGACGGUUUUAAUUGACAUCUGGAAAUGUUUUCUGUUUCUGUGCGACUUUGACGAUGGCAUCAAGUCAGCACAGAUGUGUAGUAUUUGCAACUUUCCGAUGAACAAAUUGUCACAGUAUUGCAGAAAAUGCAGAUUGUAUGUUUGUUUGCAUUGUGAAUAUAUUUAUGAGAAAAUAAGCGCGUGUAAGGAUCAUCAAGAAUUCGCCAGCGAAAGCGCUAGCACGGACAGCGGAUCAGAUGAGAUGAAAACAUUAACAGUACAAUUAGAAGAAGACAGACAUGAAGAUUUUGUUGUAAAAAUACUACAUAAUUUUAUAACACAACAAGUAGUCCCCCAUAUCAAACUUGUGUCUUUCACAAAUAUAAGAAGAGCAGAAGUUUUAUGUUUUUAUAACAGAAAUUAUGAUAAUGGAUUUUUGGAGACAUUGUGCCUCAAACGAAUGGACGAUUUAAAGCCGGACUACUUUCUUCGAUCAAAACUUGGUUUGGUGUAUUAUCCGUUAAAAAUUUGUCUUGCACCUCGCUCGACAUCCGGAUUUUCACUAAUUAUUCAUGAGGAAAAUAUAUUGCAUUUUGUUCCUCUUUAUAUUCCCUUACAGGCAAGGCUGAAAAAUAUCUUUAAAAUGAUUUCCUGUCAAAAAGUAACUUAUGAGCUGCACAAAGACACAACGAAAUCAAUCAAAUAUGUGGCGGUUGAUGAAACAAUUUGUAGAAAAGUACUUUUAACCGAAUUCAAUAAUGGGAUUGCAUUGCUUCUUCUUAAAGACAGUACUAAUUUUGGACGUGUACGCACACUAUCUAUUACGUUCUACUCACCGGAAGGAGCAGAAACGCAUAAAUGUUUUUUGAAAAAGUCGAGCGAAGGAAAACUUGCCUUACAGUCACCAGUGUGUAUGACAGGUACUUUUAACAACACUUUAGUCAUUUGCGAAUCAAACUACGAGAUAGAUCGUGUCAUUGAAGUUGAUACUGACGGAAAUAUAAUCAAAGAAGUUGACUUAACAAAACAAAUCGAAGGGAUGAUUAAUUCCGUCACAUGCGACGUCAAUGGAAAUAUCUAUGUCGCCGGAUAUCUAAAAAUAGUACAAAUAUCAGAACGAGGUAACCUGGUCAAAGAAUGCUUGUCUCUGAAGAAAGAUUCAAAAUACAAAUCUAUAGUUGACAUUAUGUAUUCGGAAAAUAAUAAACAACUUUAUGUUGUAUUUGAUAAAAGAGAGAUUACUAACCUAGAAAAAUUAUUCUCUUUUGUGUCUUUUAAUUUGAUCCAUUCAUGAUGGUUGAUGAAAUACAUGUAAACUUGCGGUAACACACAUUUAUAUAUGUGAUUAUGUAUAUAAUGUGAAUUUCUACCAAUUACCGUAUAUACAUAAGUGAAUUUGUGGAAAAAAACGAUCUGGGUUUGCUUGAAUUUGGGUAACAACAAUCAUCUGGAUUUGCUUGAAUUUGGGAUAGCAACAUUCUGGAUUUGCUUGAAUUUGGGGUAGCAACAUUCUGGAUUUGCUUGAAUUUUGUUGUAUUGGGGUACCAGUAUCAACAUUCUGGGUUUGCUCGAUUUAGAGUAACAACAAUCUGGAUUUGCUUGAAUUUGUAUUAAACAACACUCUGAAUAUGCAAUAAGUUCACAAUUAUCUCACUUCUUGUUGCUAACUGGAUAUACAAAGUUUCAAAAAAAUGAAACGUUCUUCAAGAAUGAGACAAUUGACCUUGACCACAUAAAUCCGAAUUAGGAUAUAAUUGCAUAAUUAAAUGUUAUGAUUUUUUUUGUGGCGUACACAUAUUUAUUUGAUUAUUUGCUAUAAAACAAACAAUGUUGAUAUCACUUGAAAACUUGAAGUAACAAGCCUGUGUAUUUGCCGUAAAAUCCAUGCGUAUUUGUCGUAAGAAACAUGUGUAUUUGCACUAAAAACCGUGUGGUACUAGUAUUUGGCGUAAAAACCAUGUGUAUUUGCCAAAAGAACCAUAUGUUUUUUUCGUAACAACCAUGUGCAAAACGUUUAUGUCA